GUGAGCAUGGGCCGCGGCUGCCUUCUCCUAGACGCUGGUGAAUUGGAGGAAGUGACGAGGAGGGGACCGGACGGAGGCGCAGAAGCUUUGUGCACACCUGUGAGAAACGGUCCAGCAGCAGAUCCCAGCACUGCGGCGGCUCCAGGAGGAGGAGUAACCAUGAGCUCUCGCAGAGCCAACACAAGCUCUAAGCGGAAGAGGACGACUCCACAGAAGCUGAAGAGCCGCAAAGUGUUUGCCGUCUCUCGGAAUGAUUCAGCAGAGGAAAGCGAUGGAGAAGACCAGUCAGAAUUCCCCGAAACUCUGACCGACCGAGAAAAUGUGCCGAAGUCACCUGCUCAGACGCCAUCAAAGAAGGAAAGCCUGACGGAAACCCCGCAGAACAAAGAGAAUAUGCCCCAAAAAUAUCCCAGCAGCACAGCCUCCCCACAUAAGGGAAGAGGGCGGCCGAAGGGGAGCAAGAACAAGACCUUCCCUGUAUCCCCGACUAAGGUCUAUUCAGUCCGUGAGGGGAAAUCUCCAGGAUCUUCCCCCAAAAAAGAUAAACUGAAGACUCAAAAUGGAGUGGAGACCCCAAGCCGAGGCAGAGGGCGACCAAAGGGAAGCGUGAAGGUAAAACCCAUCGUUGAGGAUAUCCCAAAGAAAUCACGGGGAAGGCCAAAGGGAAGCAAAAACAGGAAGCCACCCAAGGCUGCCGUCGUGAAACGAUCACCUGGACUCCCAAAGGCGGGAAGAGGGAGACCACGGAAACUGCCAGUAAAGGAGGAAGGAGAGACCCCAAAACGAGGACGGGGGCGGCCGAAGGGAAGUUUAAAAAAAGUGCGAUCUGCUAAAAAGCCAGCUGUUUUAUCGGAAACCCAUGAAAUAAAAAAGCGGGGGCGUCCAAAGAAGAUUAGUUUGCACCAUAAAGAAGAAUCCCCCCUAACCCCAAAGCGUCCAAGAGGAAGACCAAAGAGCACCGGCAGCCGUGCUGCAGCACCAAGUGAUUUGUUUGACUCCAACAUGAAGGAGGAGGAUGACGAUCAAAAUGAGAAGGAUGAUGAGCAGGAGGAGAACGACGACUCUGAUGAAUAAACCAGCAGCUGUGGGAAGAAGUCUUCAAAGAACUGGAAAACAUUCUGGUGACCGGGACACAGCAGCAUGACCUUAGAUGCGGACGACGCGGCCGGGCAAUGUCUUUUGUAGUGACGGGGCAGUAUAAGGAUGUACAUUUUGAUGUGUAGUGAUGUUUUUUUCUUUACCUUGUGUGGGCAGCCUGACAUAUCCUUUUGGUUAACGUUGCUUUCCUGUAAUAGGCUGCCGAAAAAUUGUUUCUACCAAUGUGAAUUGUAACCAGGUAGAGUUCUGCUUUCUUCCCCCUUCCUUGCCAUAUUCUCUCUAAUUUAGUCAAGAUGGUCCUUUUAUUUUAUUAUUUUUAUUUUUUCUUCUUUCUUUCCUUCCUUCCGGUGACUAAAUGAGCUCCACUUCUUCCAUGUUCUGUUCUGAGGACGCUCGGGCCCAUUUACAACCUGAAGAACAGCACAAAAUACAGGUCGGAUGCAGUAAUUCAGGGGCCUGACGAUGCAGCACAUGCACCCUGCCUGGUACGGAUACGAGCCGCACACUGACGAAGGGGUGGACAGAACGGGGCCCAGUUUUUUAAAAUAAAUCCAGAGUGCUAGGACCCUAAAAAUUGGAAACCAUGCAAAGCUGAGAUCCUGUAAAGCAGGCAUGCUCAACGUGCGGCCCUCCAGCUGUUGCAAAACUACACCUCCCAGCAUGCCUGAAGAGCCUACAGCAGGGCAUUGUGGGAGUUGUAGUUUUACAACAGCUGGAGGGCCGCCGGUUGAGCAUGCCUGCUGUAACGGAAUGCAAGUCUUGAGAGAAGGUCAGGCAAAGCACAUCCAAGUGGCUGGAGGCUCCAACGGUUUUUAGUGUACAUACGAUGGAUCUCAACGCAUUUCGGGGGGGUCCAGCAGAGCUUCCUUGUGUGGACAGAAGCACCAAAUUUUUAUUUCUUUAUUUUAAUUGUAGGCGAGGUGGUAGACACUGCGUUUCAGGGUCCGCCAAAUAACAUUUUAGUAGUUUUAAUGUAAAGGAAAUGGGACACAACGCAUUUUGCAAUCUUUCAAAGGAUAGUGGAGUGGAUGUGGCAUGAGUAGUUUUUAUUGUAGGUGAAAUGAGGCCGAGUGCGUUUCAGGAUUUACUAAAGAACAGCCCAGUGGUUUUUAGUGUAAAUAAAUAGGAAGACGAUGCGUUUUGGGGUCAACUAAUAAAUUAAAGACUGGCUGGAGGCCCCAGUGCUUCUAAUUGUAAAUUAAUAGGGACAAAACGCGUUUCAUGGCCAGCUAAUAAAUUGUAGACCAGCUACAAGCUCCAGCAGCUCUUACUGUAAAGGAAUAGGAACACGAUGCGUUUCAGGAUAAACUAAUGAAUUGCUGACUGGCUGGAGGCCUCAGCAGUUCUUAGUGUAAUUGAAUAAGGAACACAAUGCAUUUUAGGAUCAGCUAAUGCAUUAUAGACGGGCUACAGGCCCCAGGGGGUCCUACUGUAAAUGAAUAGGAACAACGCGUUUCAGGGUCGGCUAAUGAAUUACUGACUGGCUGGAGGCCCCAGAGGUUCUUAGUGUAAAUGAAUGGGAACACAGCGCAUUUUAGGGUCAGCUAUUGAGUUAGUGACUGGCUGGAGCCAACAGUGGGUUUUAAUGUAACGUAAAGAGAACACAAUGAUUUUAGAGGGGUUGUCCAGAAUUUUAAGACUGAUGGUCUGUCCUUAGGAUAGGCCAUCAAUAUCUGAUUGGCGAGGCUCUGACACCCUGCACCCCCACUGAUCAGCUGUUUCCUUGGAGAGCUGCAUGGACCUGGUUACUGCCGCGCUGCCUCCAUUAAAGUUAUUGGAUGGAGCCUUGUAGUAGCGGCACUGAUUUCUAGAGCUAAUAGGCAACAGCUGAUCGGUGGUGGAGCAGGGUUUUGGAUGCUGACUAUCCGAUAUUAUUGAUUAGCCUAUCCUGAACAUAGGCCAGUAAUAUAAAAAAAACUAGACAACCUCUUCAAAGGAGGGGUUGGUUGUUCACCCCAAGGGGCUUUUUGGGCAGGCUUACCUGAUCCCCGCUGAUGGGUUCCAGCUCCUUUGCCAUGUUGUGGACUCGGGGAUCAGUUAAGUAUGAUUCCGGCCACACUGGGGGGACUGCCUGAAAGGUCCCCAGAGGUAAACGGCUCCUUUAGGGGUCAGCAGAGGAAUGAUUUUAAUGGAUGGGCAUCAGUGAUUUUUUAUUUUAGAUGAAGUAAGAUACAGUGCAUUCACUGGCUCAAGGCUUCUGUGCGUUCUGUUAUAAAGUGCUGUACGUUGUGUUUUGGGGUCGUCUCCAUGCCAAAAAGCAUUGCAGUAUAAUUUAUCUACAGUUUAUCCAGCCAUUUGAGUUUCCCAGACCCUCACCUAUAAUUUAUGGCAGACUUUUAACUAAAACUAGUGUAUGAAAAGCCAGUCUGCCAGUAAAUCUGCUCCAAGGCUUUUCACCAUUGCUUUACCACUUCUCCAAAAUCCGAUCUGCUCCAUUUCUUUCUUUAUUUUGGAAAUGACCCCCAUUGAGACUGCACUGAACAGAAGCAGGUACGAACGUUGCGGUCAAUACGUUAGACUGCAGAAGAGGGUGACGGUUGUAGAUCUUUCUUGAUUGGAUUACUAUGGUGGCAUCUAAUCUAGAUUGUAUACAAUUUUACUGUAUUGAACACAUUUUAGUAAAAAGAGGCAUUAAAUCUGAUGUAAGAAGUCCUCCUGGGUGGACAGCGGCUCUAGGAGGCGGCGAUACAUGUGCUCUAUAUAAUAUACAUGGCUCUGUAUGAAUUACUGCACUGGACACCGUGGUCUUCCUUCGUUUGUAAAUGACCCCAUGUGUCAGGCUAAAAAGAAAACUUCUUCACUUUCUGUUCUGUGCUUUUCAGUAAAGUGUAGUGUCUUGUAAUCUGUUUUACAAAAAUAAAAUGUCAAGUUAAUUUUU
Messenger RNA from Bufo gargarizans (Asiatic toad), 3976 nucleotides. RefSeq names its product neurofilament heavy polypeptide-like. Lineage: Eukaryota; Metazoa; Chordata; Amphibia; Anura; Bufonidae. Gene Ontology annotation, biological process: regulation of DNA-templated transcription. Gene Ontology annotation, molecular function: DNA binding; transcription coregulator activity. The record is from RefSeq and is a predicted model, not a curated record. The transcript has 9 exons. Bases 7 to 1074 code for a protein of 355 amino acids. Gene Ontology annotation, cellular component: chromatin; nucleus.